Molecule: messenger RNA, 540 nt
Organism: Lindgomyces ingoldianus
Lineage: Eukaryota; Fungi; Ascomycota; Dothideomycetes; Pleosporales; Lindgomycetaceae
Exons: 1
Source: RefSeq, a predicted model, not a curated record
GAGACUCGAGUCUGGAUCAUCCUCGCCGCCGUGCUAGGCUUCUUGUUGCUGACUCUCGCCGCCGUGUUGGUUCUCUUCUGCUGGAAGCGGUCAAAGAGGAGGAUCCGAGGCUUCUCACUCCGAGCUGUCACUCCUUUGGACGACGCCGAAUUCGAGUCAUGGAGGCGACCCAGCCAGUACACGAAACGGCCAGAAAAGUACGGCAUCAGACCAACGCAGCCUGCCGUCGUCCGUAGCACUAGAACUCCGAACAUGUUCGAGAAGGAGCUCGGCCUCUAUGACCCUCCUCGAACACCACCCCGGAGCCCUACUAAGGACCCUUCAACCCCCAUUCGUAUGCCAGAACAGGCUCGACGCAAGUCAAGCGUAUCACUUGCAGAUCGACCACCAACGCCUUACUCACCAUCCUCCACUACAGGCGAAUUUCCGCGAAGAGGAUCGAGAGGGUCACAUGGAUCUCGCAAAUCGUACGGAUCAUCUCAUCGACACAAUCACUAUCCUUCUAUGUCAGAGGCUUCCGACUUCGAUUUCAACUUUGAC